Messenger RNA from Mucor velutinosus, 1101 nucleotides. RefSeq lists its product as uncharacterized. Gene Ontology annotation, cellular component: cytoplasm. The transcript is spliced from 6 exons. The record is from RefSeq and is a predicted model, not a curated record. The coding region runs from base 1 to 1101 and encodes 366 amino acids. Lineage: Eukaryota; Fungi; Mucoromycota; Mucoromycetes; Mucorales; Mucoraceae. Gene Ontology annotation, molecular function: chorismate mutase activity; prephenate dehydratase activity. Gene Ontology annotation, biological process: chorismate metabolic process; L-phenylalanine biosynthetic process.
AUGAGUGACUUACCAGCUCUUAGACAAAAGAUUGACUCAUUGGAUACGACACUUGUAAAUAUCCUCAAUGAGCGUGCUCGUGUUUCAUUAGACAUAGGUGCUGCAAAGAGAAAGGACACUGGGGCUGACGAGACAGCCGAAGUCGAUGUUCAAGUAUUCAGACCUGGCCGUGAAAAGGAGAUUUACAAAAAGCUGACCCGCCUAAAUUCUGGUCCCUUGAACGAUGAUUCAUUGCAUGCCAUCUUUAGAGAGAUCAUGUCUGCUUCAAUUGCGCUUCAAAAAGACGUUUCCAUCGCAUACUUGGGUCCACCAGGCACCUUCUCACAUCAAGCUGCAUAUAAACGGUUAGGCGACAGUGUUGCCUAUGUUCCUCAAAAGCAAAUUGAUGAUGUCUUUGAUGCCGUUGAAAAGGGUCAAACAACAUAUGGCAUUGUCCCCUUUGAAAAUUCUACCUUUGGCUCAGUUGUAGAGACACUCGAUUACUUUAUUCACACCUCAGUCAGAGUGCGCGCAGAGACAUAUUUGACUGUACAUCAAUGCUUGCUCUCCAACAGUAAGCUAGACAAGAUCACCAAAGUGUACAGCCAUCCUCAGGGAUUAGGACAAACGCAAAAAUGGCUUUCAGCACAUAUCCCCAAUACCAAACGCAUCGCAGUGAAAUCAACAGCUGAAGCAGCAGAAAAGGCAGCGCUAGAGACAGGCGCUGCUGCUGUUUGUAGUGAAAUCUGUGCUGAAUUGUACGGCUUGGAGAUCGUUGAGGCCAACAUUGAGGAUCUCGCAGCCAACACCACUCGUUUCUUGCUCAUCGGUGCUGCCAGUGAUUCACCCACCAACGACGACCACACGCUCAUCACGUUCACUGUAGAUCACCGUCAACCAGGUGCAUUGUGUGAUGGACUCAAGGUGUUCAAGGAUUACGGGCUGAAUUUGUUCAAGAUUGACUCACGUCCUAGUGGACAACGUCCAUGGCAUUAUGUAUUCUUUGUCGAAUGUUCAGGCCAUUUUGAGGGAGAAGACAUCAAGAAGGCACUCAAGGAUUUAGAAGAAUUUUGUCUAGAUAUCGUGGUACUGGGCAGUUUCCCAAAUCAAAGACCUGAAUAA